AUGGUUCCAAGUCUCUCCGUUGGCCCACCUUCCACUCUGAUCAUCUCCACGCUUUGGACCGAGGUGAGCGGAAGGAGCCAAGAGAACAGCCCAGCUCUACAAGAGCUUUGCGUCGGGGACCAAAGUGGCCAACUUGUGGCCUUGACCCGGGCAGUCUUCGGGCUGGCCUUUCUCGGUCGGUUCCGAGGUCCUGGGGGCCGACGGAGCUUCCCUCCGCGGGCCUCCUCCAAGUUCGCCCCCAAGUUUGCUAGCGGCCGCGUGGGGGCGGGGGCCGCGCGGAAGGGCGGCAGCGCGGCCAGAGGCUGGGGGGCCGGGCCGGCGCGAUGCCCGGGAGCCAGGGGGCCGCCGUCGCCGCUGCUGCCACCGCUGCUGCUGCUGCUGCUGCUCUGGCUGCUGCCCGGCCCCGCGGCGUCUCAGGAGCUGAACCCGCGCGGCCGCAACGUGUGCCGCGCUCCCGGCUCCCAGGAGCCUACAUGCUGCGCCGGCUGGAAGCAGCAGGGGGACGAGUGUGGGGUCGCGGUGUGUGAAGGCAACUCCACGUGUUCAGAGAAUGAGGUGUGCGUGCGGCCGGGCGAGUGCCGCUGCCGCCAUGGCUACUUCGGUGCCAACUGCGACACCAAGUGCCCGCGCCAGUUCUGGGGCCCCGACUGCAAGGAGCUGUGUAUCUGCCACCCGCAUGGGCAGUGCGAGGAUGUGACAGGCCAGUGUACGUGUCACGCGCGGCGCUGGGGCGCACGCUGCGAACAUGCGUGCCAGUGCCAGCACGGCGUGUGCCACCCGAGGAGCGGCGUGUGUCGCUGUGAGCCUGGUUGGUGGGGCGCGCAGUGCGCUAGCGCGUGCUACUGCAGUGCCACGUCGCGCUGCGACCCACAGACGGGCGCGUGCCUGUGCCACGCAGGCUGGUGGGGCCGCAGCUGCAACAAUCAGUGUGCCUGCAACACGUCGCCGUGCGAGCAACAGAGCGGUCGCUGCCAGUGCCGCGAGCGCACAUUCGGCGCGCGCUGCGAGCGCUACUGCCAGUGCUUUCGCGGCCGCUGCCACCCUGUGGACGGCACGUGCGCCUGCGAGCCGGGCUACCGCGGCAAGUACUGCCGGGAGCCGUGCCCUGCCGGCUUCUACGGCCUGGGCUGCCGCCGCCGAUGCGGCCAGUGCAAGGGCCAGCAGCCUUGCACUGUAGCCGAGGGCCGCUGCCUGACCUGCGAGCCCGGCUGGAACGGCACCAAGUGUGACCAGCCGUGCGCCACCGGCUUCUACGGCGAGGGCUGCAGCCACCGCUGCCCGCCGUGCCGCGACGGGCAUGCCUGCAACCACGUCACCGGCAAGUGUACGCGCUGCAACGCGGGCUGGAUCGGCGACCGGUGCGAGACCAAGUGCAGCAAUGGCACUUACGGCGAGGACUGUGCAUUCGUGUGCGCCGAUUGCGGCAGCGGCCACUGCGACUUCCAGUCCGGGCGUUGCCUGUGCAGCCCCGGCGUCCAUGGGCCCCACUGUAACCUGACGUGCCCGCCUGGGCUCCAUGGCGUGGACUGCGCCCAGGCCUGCAGUUGCCACGAGGACUCGUGCGACCCGGUCACGGGUGCCUGCCGCCUGGAGACCAACCAGCGCAAGGGCGUGAUGGGCGCGGGCGCGUUGCUUGCCCUGCUCCUCGGCCUGCUGCUGUCGCUGCUCGGCUGCUGCUGCGCCUGCCGCGGCAAGGACCCGACGCGCCGGGAGCUCCAGCUCGGGAGGAAGAAGGCGCCGCAGCGACUGUGCGGGCGCUUCAGCCGUAUCAGCAUGAAGCUGCCUCGGAUCCCGCUCCGCAGGCAGAAGCUGCCGAAGGUUGUAGUGGCCCAUCACGACCUGGAUAACACACUCAACUGCAGUUUCCUGGAGCCACCCUCAGGGCUGGAGCAGCCCUCUCCAUCAUGGUCCUCCCGGGCCUCCUUCUCUUCCUUUGACACCACGGAUGAAGGCCCUGUGUACUGUGUACCCCAUGAAGAGACCGCAACAGAAAGCCAGGAUGCGGAGCCCCCCACCGCGCCUUCGGAGGCGCUGGCAUCAUCCCCCGCGCCGGUGACCACGCUGGCGUCCGCAGAGGAGGCGACACCCCUCCCCGCGUCCUCUGACAGUGAGCGGUCGGCGUCGAGCGUGGAGGGGCCAGGCGGAGCGCUGUAUGCGCGCGUGGCCAGGCGCGAGGCCCGGCCGGCCCGGGCCCGGGGCGAGGCUGGAGGCUUGUCGCUUUCGCCAUCUCCCGAGCGCAGGAAGCCGCCUCCACCCGACCCUGCCACCAAGCCCAAGGUGUCCUGGAUCCACGGCAAGCACGGCGCUGCCGCCGCUGCCCGUGGCCCCCGAGAGAAGCCGGCGCCGCCACAGAAGGCCAAGCGCUCAGUGCUGCCCGCCUCGUCUGCCCGCGCGUCCCCCGCGCCGGAGAUCCCGGGGCCCGAGAAGGCGGCAGCCGGAGCGCCCGCGCCCGACACCCCCAGGAAGAAGACCCCCAUCCAGAAGCCACCGCGCAAGAAGAGCCGGGAAGCGGCGGGCGACCUGGGCAGGGCGGGCGCGCCCACCCUGUAGCAGGCGGCAGCCCGGCAGUGCCCGCAGAUUCCCCAGACUUAGAAGCGCUGCUUGCCACCCCGCGUUCCGCGCCUGCCCAGCGUGCCCCGCGGCGGCCCGGGCACUACGGCCUCCCGGGGCUACGGCCUGGAGCAGCCAGGCAGGAGGCUGGGUCGCAUUGGCUCAGGCUCCAGCGAAGGUUCCUUGAUUGGAGCACUGCUCUCUGGCGGGAAGGCCCCAUUCCAUUGGACGAGGCCUGACAGGCGCUUAGCUGGCGAUUCCCUUCCCAUCGGCCGAGGGCUCCGACCAGUCAGGGCCUCAAAGGCUGACUACAGGAGGGUUCGGCCUAAAGACCACCUCUUUCUGGCCCAAGGCGCACUCGGCUGGGGCUACCUUCUCAUUGGUCGAGGCCAGAAGCAGUUUUGUCUCUGCUGCCUCUCAUUGGCCAGGGCCUGGCGCCUCUGGCUGGAGACCUUUUUUUUUUUUUUUUUUUUUUUUUGUAGCCAAGGGCUACUUCCCUGGCCAGGCUUCCGAGAGUCUGGUUGUCUAGAGUCUGGGGAGAAGAGCUGGUCUCUGCUCCUCAAAGGGCUCAGCGACCCCGGGCCCGGCCUGGCCCACCACUUCCCCUCUCUGCACCCCCCCCAUCCCCCCGCCUCCCUAGCCCUGGCCCCUCAGCUGUCGAGCUGGUUUUGAUGGCCUCCCACCACCCCACAUGCCGCGGGAAUCCAAAGGUCAACUCCAGUGGCCCGAGGAGAUGUAUUUAUAGGCCCCCGGCAGGGCUGCUCUCACCCCAUCCGGGUGCCCCAGGAUGGGCUCCUCCCGGCAGGGGCUUGGCCAAAGCUUUCUUAAUAAAGUGCCUUUUUUUUUCUCUUA
This is a messenger RNA of Suricata suricatta (meerkat), 3402 nucleotides long. RefSeq names its product scavenger receptor class F member 2 (gene SCARF2). The record is from RefSeq and is a predicted model, not a curated record. The transcript has 15 exons. Gene Ontology annotation, molecular function: scavenger receptor activity. Lineage: Eukaryota; Metazoa; Chordata; Mammalia; Carnivora; Herpestidae. The coding region runs from base 1 to 2550 and encodes 849 amino acids.